ACUCGUAUAGCAAGUAUGAAUUAGUGGAUACUGUGUCAGAAUGAGAUUGCCUGCAGUGACAUUGUCAUCUUUAUUUUGGUCUCUGGCCGCGUGGCCAGGAUACCCAUCUGAUGCCCAAUCACCAAAGAGCAGCAAGCUACGACUGGUGGAUGACGGCGAUGCCAUGGCCUGUUCUGGCCUGCUGGAGCUGAAAUAUCAACAGAGAUGGCAGUACCUAUGUGCUAUAAACUGGAGUGAGGCCAUGACCCUGCUGGCCUGUAGUGGCAUCGAGUGCGGGAAGCCUGUCUCUCACUACUUCACCAGCAGUGGUACUCCCUUCACUGGGCUGGGGCUCUCCUGUCAGGGCCAGGAGACGUCACUGCUCCACUGUGCCAAGAAGAGGAAAUCUUGUAUCACCAGAGUGGCCGUUGUGUGCGGGACAGGUAACUCAGGAGUUACCGAACAGCAGCAAUACACCACGGUGACCGAAUCGCCUUCCCCCGUCGCCAUUGCUGGGCUCUUACCUUGGCUGCGCACCGUUCUCCUGCUUUGCGGACUGGCUGCCAUGGUGCUUUCUGUCAUUGCUGUGGAGAUACUGGCCAGGAGACGCAGAGGUAGAUGACUCCUUUCACAGCGAGCACAGUGAGGACACGUGGGGAACGAGCGCUCCAGAUUCCACCGCACUGUAACUGUCACUGCAGGAAACAGCUGGAAAAGAGGAGAAAAGCUCAGAAAAACAUCUGGACAUUAUUAUUAUUAUUGCUAAAGAAAUUGCUGAGUUGAAA
Molecule: messenger RNA, 764 nt
Organism: Scleropages formosus (Asian bonytongue)
Lineage: Eukaryota; Metazoa; Chordata; Actinopteri; Osteoglossiformes; Osteoglossidae
Product: deleted in malignant brain tumors 1 protein-like
Exons: 5
Coding region: 41-601 (186 amino acids)
Cellular component (GO): membrane
Source: RefSeq, a predicted model, not a curated record